UAAUAGUUUCCGCGACAUUUUUACAACAGAAACGUCACUUUUCAGAGACCUCUGCUCGGUGGUUGUUUGGUUUGGAGCUUGGAGAAGGUAACAUCACGAUGGCGUCGGGAACAGGAGAGCCGUCCACCGGACACGAUGCCGAAUUGGACGAAUUAUUGGACAGUGCGUUGGAUGACUUUGACAAGACACCGGCGCCUCCAGCCCCUGAGCCUGCAGCUGCUUCCUCCUCAGCCAACAGUGGUGCAGAGAAGCCGCCCCUGCUUGAAGACUGCAAACUGUUUGAGACUCUCUUCGAGGGGGACAUGGCUACCCAAGCCAAGGAGGAGUGGGAGAAGGCCAUGACUGAGCUGGCCCACGAGGAGCCAGAACUACUGCAGCACUUCCAUAAACUGUCAGAGGCUGCAGGCAAAGUUGGCACUGACACAGAGUCCCAACAAGAAUUCACUUCCUGUCUUAAAGAAACCCUUCGUGGCCUGGCCAAAAAUGCAGACAACCUGCAGUCCUCUGGACUAGCUGGAGACGACCUCGUCAAGGCUCUAGAAGGCCUGGGAUUGGACGAGGGUGGCGAAGGAGGCGGCGAGGACGGAAACAUCCUUCCCAUCAUGCAGUCCAUCAUGCAGAAUCUCCUCUCGAAGGAAGUGCUUUAUCCGUCUCUCAAAGAGAUCACUGCUAAGUACCCAGAAUGGUUGGAUGCCAAUAAGCCAAGCCUUAGCCCAGACGACUACCAGCGCUAUGAGCAGCAGGCCAACAUCAUGGGAGAGAUCUGUAAGCACUUUGAGAGGGAGGAACAGGGGGCAGCAGAUAAAGAAGGCGUGUUCGAGAGCAUCAUGGAACUGAUGCAAAAGCUGCAAGACCUGGGCCAACCACCCAAAGAGCUAGCAGGAGACGCGCCUCCGGGCUUUAACUUUGAUAUGGAGUCCCUCAAUCUCCCAGGAGGCCCCGGGGCUGGGGCAGCCGAGCAGUGCUCCAUCAUGUGAUGAGGUAGCGGUGCGACCCAUCAGAAGCACUGGAGCCAGAGGGUCACUCCGCGUGUGUCAGCGGCAGGCAGGGAGUGAAGGAGUGGGAAGCAAAGGUCAGGCGGGAGUGUGACCAUGACCGUCAACACCGUUCUCACUCAAGUAGAAGGUGUGUGUGUGGAUACAGAAACAACCGGACGAGGCACCAAAACCAACAGAAACCACACACACGCACACACACCAAACCCACUCUCUACUGCCUAAAGUCACUGAAGGCACGAAUGAGAACAUUUAAACAUCUCUGCAUUAGUUAGUCAACGGUUGCCGCAGAUCCUUCACGGUUUAGUUUUAACAGCAUUCCUUUUAAAAAGAGCCACUGCGGUUCUUCAUGUUGUUUUUUCAAUACUGUUUAGCCUCACUGUAAAAUCCACGGAACCAAUUCACGGGUAUAAACAGUGCCUUUGCAAAAUUACUUUAAGUUUGUUAUUUUAGGUUUUAAUAUUUUGAAAUCAUUCAGCUUAGCACUUAAGAUUAUAAUUUUCAAAUGGUGUGAAUUUGCAAUAUCAUGACACCCCAUGUUUACACCAAGUUAACGGUAAUUAUUUGGUACUUUAAUUAAAGGCACACCUCUGUUUCUGUACAGGUUGUAGAGGAUGUGACUUAACAAGUUAUUAACAAAAGAAACUGGAGAAGAAAAAAAAGUAGUGUACAUUUUGUAAUUAUUUAUAAUCUAAUUAAAGAGACUAGAGAGGAUUGAACACCUAAUGAGGAGUUGCCAGCGCCUACUCUAAUUCAGUCAACUAAUUUCCCCCAUUUGCCCCUGUUCCCAACUAUUGGUUUGAAGUGAUUGAAAUGAUGAUUGCCGUAUGCCUUUACUGUGGUAGCAGUGAUCGUUAUAGUGUAGCGUUACCGUGCAAAGUGCUUCCCUUGUGAUUCUCCGUGUUUUUGAUGUGCACAGUGUUUGGUAUGGGAUCCCUGCUAUGAAAGGAAAACACGUGAGGAGUGUUUACCUCCUGAUAGCAUGCUUGUAUUGUGUACCCUCCAUUAAAAGUACAUCAUGUUGCAUCCAGAAAAGGUGGCAGGCAAA
Perca flavescens (yellow perch) is the source of this 2043-nucleotide messenger RNA. It is a transcript of the gene pex19, whose product is annotated as peroxisomal biogenesis factor 19. The record is from RefSeq and is a predicted model, not a curated record. The coding region runs from base 99 to 977 and encodes 292 amino acids. Gene Ontology annotation, cellular component: peroxisome; peroxisomal membrane. Lineage: Eukaryota; Metazoa; Chordata; Actinopteri; Perciformes; Percidae. The transcript is spliced from 8 exons. Gene Ontology annotation, biological process: protein import into peroxisome membrane.